AGCCUUUGUGGUAUACCAAGAAAAAACAAUGGAAUCCAAGACUGGUAGAAAUCACAACAAAAUGGUCCUAGUUGAAGUAAAAGCUCUUGAUGAAAGUAGUGUUGUUUUCGAGGCACCUGGUAUAAUGAGUUUAACUUUACAAGUUCCCUGCAGAUCCAAAAAUUCGGAGGUUUUCGUCAAAUUUUUUCAAGACGAACCAGUUUUCAUGAUUGAUUGUGGAGCAGAAGCAGCCAAGUGGAUAUCCAACUAUCUUUUACAAGAAGACUUCGGGUUGAGAUUGGGUUAUAAUGACGGCAGUCAUCAACGGGUUUUGAUACCAAAAUUUUUGAAAGAGCUGGAUGAUUAUAACCACAGGGGUAUCAGCAGGAACUCUGCAGGUUUGAAUUCUGACCUAACGGCGGUCAUGAUGAUGACUCAGGCUUCUGUGGAUGACGUCAAUAGAAGGAUGUUCAGCCCACACGUUCCUGCAGAAAGUUAUCGUCCCAAUCUUCUCAUGGACGACCCAAAUCUUGAACCUUUCGAAGAAGAUAACUGGGAGUGGAUAAAAGUUGGGGACGUGAUCAUGAAAAACGUUUCGGAAUGUGGCAGGUGCAUCAUGACGACUAUCGAUAUGGAAACUGGGAUGAGAAGAUCUGAUAGAGAACCAUUGAAAACGAUGGAAAAAUAUCGUAUCAGUAAAGGCCCAGUUAAAGAUCCGGUUAUGGGUAUAAUGUUGGAAGUAUUCAGAACUGGAAAGAUAUCUGUAGGCGAUACUGUGUACGUUGGAAAAACAGUGUAAAAUAUUCCUUUAAGUUGAAUUAAUGCAGUUGGCAGUCCUCAAGUCUUACGCAAUGAAUUUAAGAUUUAAAAAUUCAAAAACUAUCAUUUUGAUAGGCAGCAUUGGAACCUCCAACGUAAAAUGAAUCUGAAAGAAACACUUGUCAUUGUAUCUUGAUGCGCCUUUUACUAACCAAGUCAGCAUCAUCAGAAGAUGACAAAGACUGUCUUUGUCUUGAUCAUCUCUUGGAAUUGAUGACUUGUUUAGCAAAACGCGCGUCGAAAGACGGCGUUUUUGUUCUGGUGUGGAAAAAGUGUUUCUCUAUAGAUUUUGUCUAAUUGAUACAAUUGAAUGUACAAACACAUGUCGUCCAUUGUUCAAAAAAUUGGGAAUCAUGACUCUUCCAUCGAUUUUCAUUUUUCAGUCACUGCUGGAAGUAUACAUAAAAUUAAGGGCACUCUUUUAACUAACUCCCACUUUCAUAAUUACGGAACACGUGGUGCUAAUCUUAUACGACCUGCUGAAUUCAAUCUACAGAAAUCUUCCAAGAAUUCCUUAGAUGUUAAUCUAUACAAUAAAUAUCUUGCCAACUACAGUCAAGAACUAAUCACAGACGCGUUUUAAAAAGGGCAUAAAAAAUUUCUCAUUGAUAAAGUGCGUGUAAUAAUAUCUUUCAGAAUGUAUUGUAUUCUGUUAUACAGUGAUGCUUGUAAUAAUGUAUUUGAAAAAAAAAUUGUCCCCCUUUUGGGUGCCUUGUGUUUUAGUUUUACUGUAGUGCUAAUGUUUUUUAUUUUAUUCGAUUUAAAAUGUUUGACUUAUCACCUGACUUGCUACAAAUGUUUGUUACAUAUAUGAAGUCAAAUAAACUAUCUAUCUAUCUAUCUCAUAUUGAAAAUCUUACAGUAAAUUGUGUCAACUAGAAUUAAUUUGGAUUUUCAUCAAGUAUCAGUCAGAUUUGUCCAUUUUUCUACUAUUUUGUAACAUUGAUUUCUCAUAUCAAUUAUUGAAGGAACAACUGGAAAACCGUUCAUAAUUGUUAUUUAUGAAUCGAGUUACUAAAUAGAUGUCAUUUAGGUAUGUAAUGUACAAUCUGAAAUAGGUAAUAUUCCUUAAAAACCAGUUUUGUAACGUGUUAGGUACAUAUCUCACAGAUUUUUUUUAUAUACCGCUUAUGAUUUUACAAUAGAAUUGAAUCCGUUUUUCAUAUAUUUUUCGAUUCUUUAUCAACUCUGUUAUUCAAGAAGAAAGUAUAGCAAGAAGAAUGUUAGAUAAGGAAAAUGCUUCAUUAAAAAAAUCUAAAAUUCAAAAAAA
Molecule: messenger RNA, 2068 nt
Organism: Leptinotarsa decemlineata (Colorado potato beetle)
Lineage: Eukaryota; Metazoa; Arthropoda; Insecta; Coleoptera; Chrysomelidae
Product: mitochondrial amidoxime-reducing component 1
Molecular function (GO): molybdenum ion binding; pyridoxal phosphate binding; catalytic activity
Source: RefSeq, a predicted model, not a curated record